Oppiella nova is the source of this 513-nucleotide messenger RNA. Lineage: Eukaryota; Metazoa; Arthropoda; Arachnida; Sarcoptiformes; Oppiidae. The record is from the annotation of a GenBank genome assembly.
AUGAACAGUUAUGGCGACAUGGUGCCGGCUACAAUAACAGGCAAAAUAGUUGGUGGCGUUUGCUCCCUGUCCGGUGUGCUGGUCAUCGCCCUCCCUGUGCCGGUCAUUGUGUCCAACUUUUCUCGCAUUUAUCACCAAAACCAGAGGGCAGACAAACGGAAGGCACAAAAGAAAGCCCGAAUGGCGCGCAUCCGUAUCGCCAAAGCGACGUCUGGGGCGGCGUUUGUCAGCAAAAAGAAGGCCACCGAAGCCCGUCUGGCCGCUCAGGAGGCCGGACAGGACACCGACGACUCACCAGAAGAUAUAUUUGAGUUACAACAUCACCACCUGCUUCAGUGUCUCGAAAAGACCACGGAUCGAGAGUUCGUGGAGCUGGAGGUGCCAUAUAAUGGUCAACCGAAUCGACUGUCAUCCACACCCCCUCUGUCGCCGGUGGCCUCCAUAGCCAUAGCCCCGGCCCGGACGGCCAGAAACCUGUUAUGCUCUUGUUGUGGCGGCAAAAAGGAUUACGAG